UGUUUUCUUCUUCUUAUGUGGUUGGAUGGAUCUGAGAUGAGGAUGUUUUUUUUGUUCCUGUCCAAAAUUCCGCGUGUGGGGGCUCAAACUUUCAACCAAACGUUUGAUUAGAUUGGGUCAGCUCCAAGCAAAAAAGACACACACACACACGACACACCCCAUAAUCUCUCUCACACACACACACUAUAGAGGAGCUUUAUAAACAAGACUUGCCUUCAACCUUACCUGCUCGAGGUGAGGGGUCAAUGAAACAACACAACAAAGCAAGAAAGCUCGUGGCAAAGAAAAAGCUAGCAAAAAAAAAAAAAGCCUUAAAGAAAGCUGAUUACAUAAAAGCAAUACCUUUCUCUCUCUCUCUCUCUCUCUCUCUCUCUCUCUCUCUAUUAUUUCUAUUAUCUCUAUUUCUUCCUUCAGUUGUGCCACUAUCACUCCUCCUCAUCUUCUUUCCAUACGAGUAAAGCUGAAAACCCCACUAUUGCAACCUCACAACUUGCACUAGUUUUGAGAAUUUGAUCGUGUGCUAACAUAUAGUCCUCAAAGCACAAAAAUUUUCCACCCAUGUUAGACAACAACAACAGUGCUUCUAAUUCUGGUGCACCAUCUUCUUCUGAUGCCGCCUUUGCAUUAUCUGAAAAUGGGGUGGCUAACAACAAAAGGAAAAGAAGACCAGCAGGCACACCCGAUCCAGAUGCCGAGGUUGUGUCUCUCUCACCAACCACCUUGCUGGAAUCUGACAGAUAUGUUUGUGAGAUCUGCAACCAAGGGUUCCAGAGGGACCAGAAUCUUCAAAUGCACAGGAGGAGGCACAAGGUGCCAUGGAAGCUGCUAAAGAGGGAAACAGCACAAGGGCAGAAUAAGAAGAGGGUGUUUGUGUGCCCUGAGCCAAGCUGCUUGCACCAUGACCCUUGCCAUGCCCUUGGGGACCUUGUGGGAAUCAAGAAGCACUUCAGAAGGAAGCACAGCAAUCACAAGCAGUGGGUGUGUGACAAGUGCUCCAAAGGGUAUGCUGUUCAAUCUGAUUACAAGGCUCACAUCAAAACCUGUGGCACCAGGGGCCAUUCCUGUGACUGUGGCCGUGUCUUUUCCAGGGUGGAGAGUUUCAUAGAACACCAAGAUGCAUGCACUGUCCGGCAGCAUCGCCCAGAGUUGCAAGCACUUCAAGCAGCAUGCUCUUCUAGAACAGCUUCAAGCGCAAGUCCCUCUAGUGAGGCAAAUUUUAGCAUAGCCCCACCAUUGCAAGGACUUCCAGUACUGCCAAAACCAGCUGAACAACCAGCAACAGCAGUCUUAUUAAUGUCAGAGAUACACAAUAACAAGUCCACCACCUCGCAUAACUUAGAACUUCAGCUCUUGCCCUCCUCAAUAAAUUCUCAAGAAAAACAUAAUCCAAAGGAAAACUAUGGCUUGAAACUUUCAAUAGGCUCAUGUAGAAACGACACAGGGAAUAAUGAACCAGCAGAGAGAGCAUGUUCAGAAGCACAUAGGAGCCCACCAGAAAGGAAUAAUAAUAAUGUGAGUGACUAUUCCACAUUGGAAGUGGCAAGGUUGAAGGAGUUUGCAGGAGAGGAGCUUAAGUUGGCCAUGGCAGAAAAGGCUUAUGCAGAAGAGGCUAGAAGAGAGGCCAAACGCCAAAUUGAGAUAGCUGAACAUGAGUUUGAGAAUGCCAAAAGGAUAAGGAAACAAGCACAAGCUGAACUUGCAAAGGCUGAAGAGCUGAGAAAGCAGGCCAUCAAGAAGAUAAGUUCCACUGUUAAGGAAAUAACAUGCCACACUUGCAAGCAACAGUUUCAGUCUUCAAUUGUUGGGGUUCCAUCAUCAGAAGAAACCUCCAUUGUGAUGAGUUACAUGUCCUCAGCCACCACAGAAGGAGAAGCAGAAUGAGUGACAUAUACUGUGACCAGAACACAUUGUGCUAAGAAAAGAAAGAAAAGACAAGCUUUAUUCUGCCUAAGGGAAAGAUAUGAUAUGAUGAUAUUACAGGAGGAGUUUACAUGAAGUUAUAUUGUUCUUAAUUUUUUCUUAUUCAUUUUUUUUCUUUAAUGUUUCCUUCUCUCUUGACUAGGUGAAAUUUGUUUUAUUUUAAAGAAAGUUCAUAUUCUUUAUAUUUUUAUCGAGAUGCAGUGUUUAGGAGUUUGAGAGUCUGACUAUUGAAGCUUUGUUUAAAGGUGAGUUGUAACUUGUUUUUUAUGAUCAUUAUUUGACAUAUUCAUCAUCCGUUCAUUUGUUAUAUGACAAUUAAAAUUGAAGACCAUGCAAGGUUAGCUUUAC
This is a messenger RNA of Glycine soja, 2268 nucleotides long. Its product is annotated as zinc finger protein SHOOT GRAVITROPISM 5-like. The transcript has 3 exons. Bases 559 to 1881 code for a protein of 440 amino acids. Gene Ontology annotation, biological process: gravitropism. The record is from RefSeq and is a predicted model, not a curated record. NCBI's taxonomy places the organism in Eukaryota, Viridiplantae, Streptophyta, Magnoliopsida, Fabales, Fabaceae. Gene Ontology annotation, molecular function: DNA-binding transcription factor activity. Gene Ontology annotation, cellular component: nucleus.